AUGGUCUCACGCCCUCCAAGUCCAGUCCGUCCAUCGGAAGAAUCUAACGGGUCUCUGGAGCGCUGCCUUCGUGGACCAGAAUCCGAUCGCGAACAUUCCCGCUCCGACUCAAGAGAAACAUAUCCUAGCGAGAGAAACCUAAUCACCGACUAUGGGUCGUCCAAAAAAUACUUGCUUCGUGAAGUUGAGGGUCCCCCAGAGAUUCAUGGGUCGGCUAUGAAGAAGAGCAAAGCCCCUACCGGCUUGUUAUCCUGGGGAUGGGAAAUUGGUGCAUCCGUAUUGAGCGUUGCAUCUGUGGUCAUUCUGAUCGUGCUGCUAAACCGCCUGGAUGGGAUGCCCUAUGCCGACUGGGCAUACAGAGUCUCUCCAAAUGCAGUGGUCGCCGAGAUAGCAACCGCCAAUAGAGCUACACUGCUAUUCCCGGUCGGAGUUUGUCUCAGUCAACUCAAAUGGAAUCAUUAUCGCAGCCAAAGACGUCUAUACGAUCUAUACGCUCUUGAUCAGGCCAGCCAAGGCAUCUGGGGUUCUUUGCAACUGAUCACCACCAACCGACCCAGCCUGGCUACUCUCGGUGCAGUUACCUUGAUUCUAUCGGCUGCACUCGAUCCCUUGACCCAGCAGAUUCUCACCUUUCCUUCUCGUAUUGUACCCGCUACAAAUGAGACGGCUUCUUUACAAACUGCCCAGGCCUACGUACCCGGCAACGCAAACAGUGAUAAUACUAUGAGUCUGCUCAUCCUCCAAAGCAUCUAUGGGUCAGACAAUACCCAGGAGCCGACCUGCAGUACAGGCUCGUGCAAGUAUCCUACCUUCGAUACUCUGGGGGCAUGCAGCAGAUGCCAGGAUGUUACCUCGCAAUCAAUGCAGAGUUGCACGGCUUUCUCCUCAAACAGCUCGUAUGCGAAUUUUUUCAAUGGCACGGCAUAUCAAGGGGCCAGACCAAAUUGCACAUAUACCACGCCGGGAGACUUGCGGAUAACGCCGGAUAUCUUUGAAGCGGCCACGGUAGACAUUGGAAUUGGAAACGCAGUUGAUCUCGAGAAGGAAACCUGGAGUUUCGCCAAUAUGGACACGGAUCGCCUAAACCUCAGCAGUUCCCAAGGACCCCGGGUCGCUGGGAUCUUGAAUCCGAUAGUUGGCCUGGCAGCGGCGAUAUACGACAAUCCCAACAUAUUAUAUACCUCUGAUCACCAAUCACUCGAAGCAUCUGAGACGGAGCAGCUCUUUACGAAAAACAAAUACUUCCAAAUGUUCUACCCCAACGAGCUGGCUCCACUCAACAGCUCAACCCCAAGUUUCGCAACCAAUGGUAACUACACCAUCGCAGGAAAUACUGUGCUACAGAUCCUCAACUCUUUCACAUCUACCAUAUCCCUCUCAGACCAAAUCGAAGCUGGGUGGACGUAUUCCGUGCAGGAGGGGAAAGACGCCAGCUCCGUCAUGAAGAAUGUUGCCGUCGGCAUUACAAAGGGAAUUCGUGCCGGGCCGAAUAGCACCACGAUUACCGGGGAGGCAUUUACCACGCAGACGUAA
Molecule: messenger RNA, 1533 nt
Organism: Aspergillus luchuensis
Lineage: Eukaryota; Fungi; Ascomycota; Eurotiomycetes; Eurotiales; Aspergillaceae
Product: DUF3176 domain-containing protein
Exons: 1
Coding region: 1-1533 (510 amino acids)
Source: RefSeq, a predicted model, not a curated record